CCGAGGACCUGACUCUCUCCAAACAUGUGGCUCUGGAUUUUCCUGGUGGGGUUGGCGAUCUGGGCUGGAGGCACGUACUGGUACCUGUUUGGGAAACGGAGCCCGUUCUCCCUGGAGUCGGUGAGACCCCCUGGCCCUCGCCAGUUUGAUCAGAGGAAGCGGGACAGAGUCAUCAAGCAAGGUUUCAGUGUUGACAAAGUGCCCAGGAGCCUGGAUGUGAUCGUGAUCGGGAGCGGUAUCGGGGGGCUGACAGCCGGGGCCACCCUGGCCAAAGCAGGGAGGAGGGUUCUGGUGCUGGAGCAGCAUGACCAGGCGGGAGGCUGCUGCCACACGUACAUCGAGAAAGGCUUUGAGUUUGAUGUUGGCCUCCACUACAUCGGUCAGCUCCACGAGAACAGCCUGCUACGCAUCGCCUUUGACCAGAUCUCCGAAGGCCAAUUGGAGUUUCAGGAACUAGCCCAGCACUUCGACACCAUCCAGAUCGGCCUGGGCGAUGACAAACGAGAGUACACCGUGUUCUCUGGUAAAACCGAGAUGAAAAGCCACCUCAUGAAGCAGUUCCCCCAUGACACGGAAGCCAUUGAGAAGUUCUUCAAAAUCAUGAAGGUCUCAGCUAAAAAGACUCACUAUCUGGCGACGCUGAAGCUCAUCCCUCAGUGGUUGUCUCUCUUCCUGCUGAAGUCAGGCAUCGCAGACCUUGUCUCUUCGGUCUUCCGCCUCUCUGGGACGGCUGCAACUGAAUACUUUAACACACUGACCAGAAACAAGGAUCUGCAGGUCAUCUUUUCUUACCUUUUCUACGGUGUGCCUCCGAAGGACUCCAGUGUCCUGAUCAAUGCCCUGCUGGUUCACCACUACAAACGGGGUGCCUACUACCCUAAAGGGGGUGCCAGCGAGAUCGCUUUCCACAUCAUCCGCACCAUCCAGAAGCACGGAGGGAACUGCCUUGUUAGAGCUCCAGUCUCCCGGGUCCUGGUGGACCAGAGCGGAGCAGCCUACGGUGUGACGGUAAGGAAGGGCCAGGAAGAAGUGGAGGUCCGUGCACCUGUGGUCGUUUCAGACUGUGGCAUCUUCACCACCUUCCAGAAACUUCUCCCACCUGAGAUCCAAGUCAAACAGAGCAUUCAGGAGAGACUGAACAUGAUGAGGCACGGGAGAGGAUCAUUCUUGGUCUUCUCCGGCUUUGAUGGAACUCAGGAGGAACUGGGACUCGUGUCCACUAACUUCUGGCUGUUCAAGAACAACGACAUGGACCAGUCGAUGGAGGAUUUUUUUGCUCUGAGCAAAGAUGAGGCGCCUGACAACAUCCCCAUGAUGUUCAUCACAAUGCCAUCUGCAAAAGACCCAGAGGCCAAAAUACGACAUCCAGGGAAAUCCUGCAUGACAAUACUGACCAUGGUGAAAUAUGAAUGGUUUGAAGAGUGGAAGGACACCACUGUGCGCAAAAGAGGUGAUGAAUACCACAAAUACAAAAUGAGGUUUGCUAAGAACCUCUUCGACUGGGCCUGCAGCAUAUUCCCUAAAAUCAGAGACAAGCUGGUCUUCCAGGAUGUGGCAACCCCUCUGACCAACAUGCACUACCUGGGUGCUCAGAAAGGAGCCAUGUACUCUGCUGAGCACAACGUGGAGCGCUUCUAUGCUGAAGCUGUUGCCAGGAACAGGUGCAACACCCCCGUUAAAAACCUCUACCUCGCAGGUCAGGAUGUGUUCAGCUGCGGAAUCGCAGGUGCUCUACAUGGGGGACUUCUCUGCGCCUCAACGGUGCUGGAUCACAUCGUCUACAUCGAUCUGCUCUUCCUGAAAAAGAAGCUGAAGAGGAGGAAGGCCAGAGAGCUGGCCCUGCUGAAGGAGAAGAAGCUGCAGUGAGGUGCUCUCGACUCCCCCUGCAGGACACUGACAGAACCACACUAAGGUGAUGCAGCAGGCCCCUCGGCUCGGCCCAGCAGGCAGAAAGCACAUUCUGUCUUCUGUGAAGCUGCUGCACCUUCAGAACGACGACUCGUCUGGACCAAUUAAAACACAACAGCAUCUUUGUGUCACAUAUGUGCAUUUACCUUAAGAUCUUUGCAACAACUACUGAUCUUUUGCUAUUCCUUGCUGGUGUUGGCGCGGCUCUAGUGGGGAUGCUGGUAUUGGUUUAUUUUUGUAUUCUGAGUUUUAUAGAUGACCACGAAGUGGCUUGCUGCGUUCCCAUUUUACAGAUCUUGAAAAGGCAAAGGAAGUAUAUAUAUAUAUCUAUAUAUAUAUCUAUAUCUAUAUAUAUAUAUAUAACAAUAAAACAAUAACAUUGAUUUAUAAAUAUAUAUCUAAAAUAUGCAAAAUGAAGACAUUGGUAUAGUGAGCUGUUCUCUUGAUGUAAAUAGUGUUUUUCUCAUUGUAUUGGGAAACAUGUUCAAUAAACCUGAUCAGACACAGAAAGACUGCAUGAUCAUAUUUGGAGACUAGUCUGAUGAAAAGCACAACAACAAAAUUGUGAUCUGUAUGUAAAGUAACCUGGAAAAAAAGAUCUGAAUUCAUUUUCUAAAGUUACUUAAACAAAUAAAACAUAAACUGUUUAUAGGACAGAAACAAACCUGGCUUCAUGGUGGCUAUGCUAUG
Messenger RNA from Cololabis saira (Pacific saury), 2598 nucleotides. Its product is annotated as inactive all-trans-retinol 13,14-reductase. The record is from RefSeq and is a predicted model, not a curated record. The transcript is spliced from 11 exons. NCBI's taxonomy places the organism in Eukaryota, Metazoa, Chordata, Actinopteri, Beloniformes, Belonidae. Gene Ontology annotation, molecular function: oxidoreductase activity. Bases 25 to 1866 code for a protein of 613 amino acids.